AUGCAAGUAGAUACUAGAAAACCAAAAACAUCAGAUUUUCUCUACAUAUUCUUUGAUUUUGAGACAAGACAAGACGAAUGCCUAUCAGAGUUUGAGCGUGAUAAAAAGGUUCAUAGAGUCAACCUUUGUGUCUCUCAACGGUUCUGCCAUAAAUGUAUUAAUGAGCCGCCUUGUGAAGAAUGUGAAGCUAGGACCCGCAUAUUUUUAGAUGAUCCUGUCCACGGCUUUAUGGACUACGUAUUGGCUCUAAGGAGACAUUAUAAAGAUGUAUGUGUGAUUGCACACAAUGGUCAGGGCUUUGAUUUUCAAUUCGUUCUUAAAUAUGUAUUAGAAAAUACAAAAUUCACUCCUGAACUGAUUAUGCGCGGAUCUAAGAUUGUUCUAAUGAAGUUUGAUAAUUUGCGCUUCAUUGAUUCCCUUAACUAUUUUCCAAUGCCUCUGUCAGCCCUUCCAAAAGCUUUUGAUUUGCCACCUGAGAAGAAGAAAGGUUACUUUCCCCACCUCUUUAAUAGCUUAGCAAACCAGAGCUACAAAGGACCAAUGCCACCUCGAGAAUAUUUCUGCCCUGAUACAAUGUUUGAAAAGACGCAUGAGGACUUUCAGAGAUGGUAUGAUGAGCAGGUAAACAGUAAUUAUACAUUUGAUUUUCAAAAAGAACUGGUGGAAUACUGUAUUUCUGAUGUUGACAUCCUUGCACAGGCCUGCAUUAAAUUUAGGAACCUACUAUUGACCGAGUGCAAUGUAGACCCGUUCUUAGAAGCUGUGACAAUAGCAAGUGCUUGUAAUCUUGCGUUUAGGAGAAAUUUUCUCAAACCAAAUACAAUAGGACUGAUUCCUAAGCAAGGCUAUAGGAUGGGUGACACUCAAUCAUCUAUAGCUCUCCAGUGGUUAGUCUACGAGGAGAUGCAAAGAAAUGUACGAAUACAGCAUGCUGGUAGGGAGAGAGAGACAGUUAUAGAUGGCUAUAAAGUUGAUGGGUUUGAUGGAGAGCGUAUUUAUGAGUUCCACGGGUGCUACUUCCACGGCUGCAAAAAAUGCUUUCCUUUCAAACGUGACGAGCGCCUCCAGGAUGACCCAUCUGACACGCUUAACAAUAGAUACCAAAAGACAAAAGAGAAAAUGGACAGAUUAGCCAACACUUUAUAUGAAGUGAUAGAGAUGUGGGAGUGUGAUUUUCUUGUGUUAAAGAAACAAGAGAAUCUUAGUUAUUUGGAGAACCACCCGGUUUUAAACAAUGUACCGUUGAUUCCACGAGACGCGUUUUAUGGUGGCCGUACAGGAAACACAAAAACCUAUCAUGAGUGUGAGUCUGGUGAGGAAAUAAAAUAUGUAGAUGUUUGUUCGCUGUACCCAUAUGUGUGUAAGUAUGGAAAGUACCCUGUAGGCCAUCCGACGGUAUAUGUUGGAGAUGCAGAAUGCCGGGGAAGAGGAUUGUCUGUAGAGGGUUUGUUGAAAUGUAAAAUCCUUCCUCCAGUAGAUCUAUAUCACCCGGUUCUUCCUUCAAGAAUGCAUGGGAAGCUUAUGUUUGUACUUUGCAGAAAAUGUGGUGAGGAGACAAACCAGGAUACCUGUCAUCACUCUGAUGACGAAAGAGCCUUGGUAGGAACAUGGGUAAUGGAUGAGAUCCGCGUAGCAGUAGAGAACGGAUAUAAUAUUCUACAGUACUAUGAACUCUGGGAAUAUGGUGUUGCAACUUUUGAAAAAGGAGGCCUAUUUACAGAGUUUAUUAAUAAAUUUCUGAAAAUGAAACAAGAAGCAUCAGGAUAUCCAGAAUGGUGUCAAACUGAUGAGGACAAAAAUAGAUAUAUAAGGCAGUACCUUGACCAUGAAGGAAUCAGUUUGGAUCCUUUGAAAAUUGAAAAGAACGGCGGUCUCCGAUCACUAGCAAAAUUAAUGUUGAACAGCUUUUGGGGAAAAUUUGGGGAGAGAGAAAAUCAGACAAAGGCUACUAUUGUGCGAGAUCCUGAGACUCUGUUCAAUAUGUUAAUUAACCCUGCUGUUCAGGUAAAUACUAUUCAGGAAAUCAAUCAAGAUACAUUGUUGGUAAAUUGGCAAAAUAUAGAGGAGGUGGGUGGUUCUUUGCGUAGGGUGAAUGUGGCUAUAGCGGCAUACACGACAGCGCAAGCACGGUUGAAGCUGUACGAGCAUCUUAAGGCUUUAGGAGCACAGGUAAUCUACUACGACACAGACAGUGUUGUAUAUCUUUUAAGCGAUAAUCUACAUAAAGUACCUACUGGUGACUAUUUAGGUGAGAUGACUGAUGAGCUGACUGACUACGGACCAGGUUCAUUUAUUAUUGCUUUUGUCUCUGGAGGUCCUAAGACGCAGGAUGAUAUGAAUCUAAGACAUGUAUACACUGAUCAUGUUAACACUGAUAUGAGCUUUGAUAAGUUCAGAGGGUUGUGUGCUCAAGCGUGGAAGGAAAAUCAUGGGUUUUUGGUAAUAGAUAAGACUCGUGAUAUUAACAAAGGGAGUUCAGUAGCAAAGAUGAGUCGGAAGAAUAAAGACCUUGUGUCGAAAAUUGCCGAACUAGAAGAGGCGGUAAGACGUAAGUUUCGACGAUUUAAAGAUGGUAAUGUUGAAAAUGAAAGAUUACUAGAGCAGCAGUAUAGACCGAUUAUCAGAGAAUUGAAAAAAACUGAGCCUCAAAUAAAAGCUGAACAAAUGUCUGCUGUCAAAGGGGAAGAAGAAGAAGAAGGAGAAGAAGCAAUGGAUUAUGUCAGUGGGGACGAUGAUGAUAAUUACUUUAACCAGUCGUUUAAACCUACUGGCGUUUCGACACCGAACCGGUUGCAUGAUGUUGUGUCUUCACCUGUAGGCUUGGAAACGGCUUCCCGAUAUGUCGACGAACAUUUUGAAAACCCGUUGACGCGGAAAUAUAUGAAACUACUCAUGGCAGAUGCCGGCGGAAAGUCUCGAAUAAUUGAUCAUGAUUAUGGUCCCCGUUACAAUAGUGACGGCAAUAAGUUAAUGAUUGGUGAUAAAGAAUUAGAAUUUGACAGCGACGGGUCAUUGGUUAUAAAUAAUACAAAAUAUCAACCUACAGUCGGCUUAUACGAAUUGUUGUUCAAACGACUACCCGAUGAGGAUCUAUACAAUAGUGAAGACCUACAGACAUACAAGAAUAUAUUAGUAGCAACAAACGCGCACAAAAAACAAUACAGCUUUUACAAGCAAAUAAGAAGGGAUAAUAGUUUGAAAUACAAACACGUCAUUAGAAAAUUAUUUCCCGCUAAACAGGGCCGGGGCAUGACUUGGAAGACUGCUACAUCUCGGGAUAUUGUUCACUGGGACGACCCUAAUGAACUUGUAAGCAGAAUGAAACUACUAACCGCGUCAACUGAGUCUGGAAACACAUCUCAUAGUAAUGAAAUCCUUAAUAUUGUGGAGGAGCUACGUGAAGCUGGGUUUAUAAAAGGGGCGGGCAAUAGUAGAUACAAAUCACUUUUACAAUGGGUGUAG
Molecule: messenger RNA, 3462 nt
Organism: Macrosteles quadrilineatus (aster leafhopper)
Lineage: Eukaryota; Metazoa; Arthropoda; Insecta; Hemiptera; Cicadellidae
Exons: 3
Coding region: 1-3462 (1153 amino acids)
Biological process (GO): DNA replication
Molecular function (GO): nucleotide binding; DNA binding; DNA-directed DNA polymerase activity
Source: RefSeq, a predicted model, not a curated record